UUCGCCUGAUUGCCUUGAUGGCCUGGCCACGGGCCGGGAGUAUUAGAGAUCUGCUGUGGGGGUCUGCGCAUCCUCCGGGUCCUGACCAUGUCUGGCUGUCUUGCUCCUGAGGGAGACUGCUGCUCUCGGCGAUGCGGCGCGCAGGGAGAGGCACCGGUAGAGGACAAGGAACAUCCGAGAUACCUGAUCCCAGAACUUUGCAAACAGUUUUACCACUUGGGCUGGGUCACAGGAACGGGAGGAGGAAUUAGCUUGAAGCGUGGCAAUGAAAUCUACAUUGCUCCCUCAGGAGUGCAAAAAGAACGGAUUCAGCCAGAAGACAUGUUCGUGUGUGAUAUAAAUGAACAGGACCUAAGUGGACCUCCAGCAUCUAAGAAGCUAAAAAAAAGCCAGUGUACCCCUCUUUUUAUGAAUGCUUACACAAUGAGAGGAGCAGGUGCAGUGAUUCAUACUCACUCCAAAGCUGCUGUCAUGGCCACCCUUCUCUUCCCAGGACAGGAAUUUAAAAUUACACAUCAGGAGAUGAUUAAAGGAAUACAGAAAUGUACCUCAGGAGGGUAUUAUAGGUAUGAUGAUAUGUUAGUGGUACCCAUUAUUGAGAACACUCCUGAGGAGAAAGACCUUAAAGAACGGAUGGCUCAGGCAAUGAAUGAGUACCCAGAUUCCUGUGCAGUACUUGUCAGGCGCCAUGGAGUAUACGUGUGGGGAGAAACAUGGGAGAAGGCCAAAACCAUGUGUGAGUGUUAUGACUAUUUGUUCGAUAUUGCCGUAUCAAUGAUGCAGGUAGGACUCAAUCCUACACAGCUACCAGUUGGAGAGAAUGGAAUUGUGUAAGCCAAGUGGAAGUUUAAUUAUCUACAAAGAUAAAGUUCAACUUGAUUAUUACCUAAUUAAAACAUCUAUUUUUUAAAUGGAUUCAAGUUUUCAGUAUUGCCGUUAAUUUGUUACUACUACACAUAGUCACUAUCUCUUCUGACAUUGACUAUUUGCUUUAUUGUAAUUUUAAAGAAGGCAAUGGAAUAAAGGUUUUUUUUUUAACUCA
Dipodomys ordii (Ord's kangaroo rat) is the source of this 1042-nucleotide messenger RNA. It is a transcript of the gene Apip, whose product is annotated as APAF1 interacting protein. Gene Ontology annotation, cellular component: cytoplasm. The coding region runs from base 88 to 834 and encodes 248 amino acids. NCBI's taxonomy places the organism in Eukaryota, Metazoa, Chordata, Mammalia, Rodentia, Heteromyidae. The transcript is spliced from 7 exons. The record is from RefSeq and is a predicted model, not a curated record. Gene Ontology annotation, molecular function: metal ion binding; methylthioribulose 1-phosphate dehydratase activity.